Messenger RNA from Hyalella azteca, 1805 nucleotides. RefSeq lists its product as uncharacterized. The coding region runs from base 317 to 1225 and encodes 302 amino acids. NCBI's taxonomy places the organism in Eukaryota, Metazoa, Arthropoda, Malacostraca, Amphipoda, Hyalellidae. The transcript has 2 exons. The record is from RefSeq and is a predicted model, not a curated record.
CUGAUUUUACUCUAAUAUGUGGCAUUUGUAAAUCCUGGCGAAUGGGAGGAAUUAGGGUGAAUGGUUGAAUUUUGAACAUUUACCAAUAAUAUUGUGUGGGGGAAAAUUUUUUUUCCGUGCGGUUGGAGAGAAUAUGUGAUGAAAUUGAUUUAUGGCCACCUAAUCGCGCGAAUGCAAGAUUUGUCUCUAGAUGUUUUAUUAAUUUUUGCUAGAAAUUAACCAUAGUAGUUUUCAAUAUAUAUAAAGAGAAUAGGUUUUAGACGGAAAAAUUGGUCAAGUAAAGCUCGAUUCGACACGACUAACUGAACACUACAGCAUGGAGCAAUCGGCGAUUUCUAAGUACACUGACCAAGACAUGAUCUCAGACCGUGAAGUACUGGAAGGGUACAACAGCAAGGGUCCUCUCCUCUCUUCAUAUUACGACAAGAGCAGCCUCAUUUCAUACUUCUCUUCAUGUUGUCAUCCGACGGUCAUAAGGACGAGUAUGGAGAUACACUUAUCACAGAUUGAUCUGACGGCAGCUAAAGUAGACUUUCAAAAUUACACAAUUCGGCCUUAUGGAACUAAGUCUGUAAUUAAUCUUAGCGAUUUAACCAACACUUGCGCGGUUGGUAGAAGUUACAAUCGCUUUGUCACAGAGUCGAUAAAUCGCCUAUACCUAACAUUGCAACGUCUCCUACCUGGUUACUCGGCCAACAGCUUAACUCGGACUAGUAUUCUGGCUGCCAUAAAGUUCAAGGAGGUUUCUUCUUUCAUAGUAAACCUUAGUGUCAUUAAUAUCGCCAAGUUUCUAAAUGUAAUUGACAACGCCAGAAUGAUCUUCAGGUCUGAUAAUGAACAGAUCAUUCCUGCUGAAAAAGAGCUUUUGGCAACCGCGUCAUGGAAAACGUUCAGGCAAAUAUUAAGAUUCUUGGUACAGGAAAUAGAGCGAUCGUGCCCUAAUAUUGACGCCGCUGCAGUUGUUCUGAACCGGCAUGAACGAAGAACUAUAAUGAGACUCGUGUACCAUCACUUCUCAUUGGUUUAUAGAUUAUUUGAAAAUAAGGAAGGAUUGGAGCAACGGUUAGAGGAAGCACGGAUGCUCCUUAUGGAAGAUCUGCAAACAAUGGUCACUUCUAGGAUGAACUUUGAAUGCGUCAACCUUACUACGCCUUACUUAGUUGUUUUUAUACUUGUUGUGACUUAUACUGCCCUCCACUUCAGUUUUAAUGUAGCCGACACAUAAAGGUGUCGUAAUUAACCUUCGGUAAUAACUUUAACAAGAGACUAAUCUUAAUUAGAGUAUUUGGCUUUUAUUAACAAUUUUACAAUUAAAUUUUGCCUUGCUGAACUUUAAAUGUAACUGGCAGCUGCUUCAGGUUCACGUAGGUUGAAAUAUCGGCAUCUGAAAAAACCCCUUUCAAUUAUUUUCCGUGUGAAGCUAUUUUCAUACUUCAUAUACAAAUUGUGCUGAUCAACGGUCUCAAUUUACAUCGCCUAUUAUUUCAAUGUGACUGCGCUGUUAUACCAACAUCGUCGUAGUGAUGGUUGUUGAUUUUAAAUAAUAUAAUGAUUUUAGGUAGUUUCUCGGCAAUAGUUUGUCUACUAUUUGAACCUUUUAGAACAAGGUUCAGUAUUAUUGUGCUGUAUGCCCUACACGUUUCAGCUAGUUUUUAUCGAUAGAUCGGAGUAAACGUACUUCUGGGUCCAUCCGACCAAGAUGAACGAUUCGAGAUUGUUGAAACUUUUUUCGAAUCUUGCAGUGUAGUUUUCAAUGGUCGGGCGAUGAAUGAAGGCAACUAAUUUAAAUAGACACGAGAACCUGA